AGAGCGCGCACAUCUUCUUCCAGGACUAUCACCUUCUGUUUAUGUUUUUGAACAUGGGUGUCGAGCGGAUUGCCAGACCUUUGCCCAAACGACGCAGGCUGGUCUCAGCACAAUCCAGCGCGAAAGACGCGUCGACUUUGACGGCGCCGGCGGAGCAACACCUUGAUCUGGUCGGCGAUGGCGUUCCUGUUUGCGUUUCCUGCCACAGAAGCUUCGCCAGACGAGUGAGCGAAAUUGUACGCUGUGCGAGAUGUCGGGCCACAACGUGUCUUGUCUGCUCGCGGGCAUGCAGCGCGCCGCCGCUGUCUCUGCCCCCGACGCCUGCUCUCACUCGCUCGUCUACCCCGUCCCCGUCGCCUUUUCCAUCACCGCGACGUCCUGCGCUCGCGUUGAGUACGAAUUCGCGAACAGCAAACGCGCUGCUAAACCCUGCGUCUGACCACGCGACGACCGGAAAACGCCGCAAGCCACUCCAGUGGGACACCGAUGAAGACGAACAACAAAGCUCGUUGUCGGACCACGAGAAGGCCCCAAAGGAAACGGCUUUGCGUGGAUGUGGAAGGAUCGUCUGUCGCAACUGUUGCUACGAGAAUACCAUGAGUGCCAGUACGACGUGCUACGAUUGUCUAAACCAUCCAUACAACCCGCCAACGCAGCAGGUCGACGCUCGUGGCUCCCACUGAAAGUCUUCCUCGUCCUACGCAUGUCGUUCUCGGGUUUCCACACGAAAGCGACAUCACUCUUCCUUGCUUCAUCAUCACGACACAUCAUCAAAUCUACAUGGACUCAAGGUUUAAACGUUUACUCCUGACUCGACUUUCAUCUCCACUGGCAAUUCACAUCUAUUCUUGCUCUCACUGUUCCAGCAUGCUGUAAUCUAGCUCUCAAUGUCAUCGGAAUCUCGAACGCGAUGACUGACCAUGCUGGGCGGUUGCCCUGUGGUUCUGCGCUAUGUUCUAGGGUCCAUUUGGGGCCCGAGAAGCUCAACUAACCGCACAGGUC
Messenger RNA from Fomitopsis serialis, 1002 nucleotides. RefSeq lists its product as uncharacterized. Lineage: Eukaryota; Fungi; Basidiomycota; Agaricomycetes; Polyporales; Fomitopsidaceae. Bases 42 to 683 code for a protein of 213 amino acids. The record is from RefSeq and is a predicted model, not a curated record. The transcript is spliced from 3 exons.